Megachile rotundata (alfalfa leafcutting bee) is the source of this 4430-nucleotide messenger RNA. RefSeq names its product fatty-acid amide hydrolase 2-B. The record is from RefSeq and is a predicted model, not a curated record. Gene Ontology annotation, cellular component: endomembrane system. Lineage: Eukaryota; Metazoa; Arthropoda; Insecta; Hymenoptera; Megachilidae.
UACGAUGCCUUAUUAUAUCCUCGCGUUAUAUCGCCGCGCGUUGUAUUUCAACGCGUCAUGUUACUACGCGUUAUAUUGCCACAUGUUAUGCCGUCGCGCGUUGCAUUACGAUGUCUUAUUAUAAUCUCGUGUUAUAUCGCCGCACGAUGCAUUACGACACAUUAUGCCACUACUCGUUAUAUUGCCACAUUUUAUAUCGUGCGUUACAUCACGACACAUUAUACCACUACAUGUUAUAUUGCCACGCAUUAUAUCAGAUUAUAUUCCAUUACUUUAAUUUUGAUCGAUCUAUUAGACGCACACGGUGCGUCGUCUCUUAUCGUAUAAACAAUACGCAUCAUGUGUCAAUAAUUUUCUACACUUCGUUGAAAAUUUUUAUAUACAUGACAUUUCAAUAUUCGGUUGAUCGUGCGGUAUGUUUUAAUAUUCUUUUAAUUGCAUCUUUUUCUUUAUCUUAAUUGAUGUUGCGUCAUUGAUUUUAAUAGUGAAGGUAUUCGGUAUAGGUCGUUGAUUUGCAAUAUGUUACUCCAGUUGAUUGACUGGUUGAUGGUAGUUACCAGUUUUCGAUCGCAAGUUCUCUUUUACUAGUUGCAGAAGGUCGUCGAGGGUUUUGCGAAACGCCCCACCAUUAUGAUUUUUCAUUUAAGUAUGCUGUAAGCGUUACGAGCCGGCUUAGUCCGCGCUCAGACUACUGAAAUAAUGUACCAUUCGGACAAUACAACAUAGUAAUUUUCUUUUUCCGAGUUCACACGAGUUCAUUUAACACGAUCGUAAAUAAAAAGCGGUAUUUCCGGAACGGAAAGUUGUACAAAUGAUACGCUGAAUUCGGUAGAAGACAAACGAAAAGUGCGGAAAAUAUAAAAUCAAAGUUUGAUAAGAAAAUUAUGAUAAUAAAUACUGGAGAAGAAGAAAGAUAGCUUAAACAUUAAAUAAGUAGAGAAGAAAGAUAACACUGACAUUAUUUGCAAACGUUCAAAUAACUUUUAAACAAUAAACACAUUAAUAAAUCAAAAUGUUUUGUUAUGAAAAUGUAUAAUAAAAAAAUGAAAAUAAAUCUCACUGAUAAAAAAGUCGUAGUUAAAACAAACGAGACAAAAAAUGCCACGAUGUACCAUGGGCGUAACUGUUUUUUUUUCUAGAAUAGAACUAGUUUUCUAUAUUUACUAGAAAUGUUAAGUGUCCAUAAAUGACAUAAUUCUGAUAUAAAUUUUACACGUGAUUUCUAUCGAUAAUCUUUCAUUCCUAAUUAUAUUACAUAUUGUAUUACAAUUCGAACAUUUACUUUGAUAGUUUUCUUAUAUCGCCAUUUUUGCAUACGCUUUCGCGUACAGCAAUCAGUGAAUACUUUUCGGUGAAAAACGAAUAUCCUUCGACCAAUUCAAUAUAUUGCCAAAUUCGGGAAUUUUCUGAAAUUGCAAUUUUAUACAGUGUCCAUCGGCGAUAUAACGAAAGUGCAGUGUAGUAAGAUAACGAGGUUGUUCAAUGUUCAUUACCGAGGUUAGGUUUAUCUUAUUUGAUAGUUACGUCAAUGAGUAACGUUUUGACCUUUAAUCUCAACAAAAUAUCCAGCACUGCAUCAGUGUGUGUGUAUUGAAGUUCAUCGAUGCAAUUAAUUUAGCAGGAAACGCUGAACUUGGAGAACCAAUUAAUUUCUUGAGAAAUAGGAGAAUAAUUGCAUAAUCGAUCACAUAAUUCCAACAAUCAUGGAGACGUUAAUAUGCGUUCUACCAAUGAUACAUCUUAAACUGAUGGCUAAUACUAUGGAAACGAUGAUACUGAUCACCCAGAGGAUACUUAAGGCCUUACUGUUCCUUCUCUCUUGUGUGAUUAUACCCUUUACAUUAUUACAAUGCUUCAAUGAACGGAAACGAUUACCACCGAUCAAGAGCAAUGUCCUUUUCCUCUCAGCCACGGAACUCGCGAAACGAAUUCGGAGCAGAAAGAUUAGCAGCGAAGAAGUGGUCAGAGCGUACAUACAAAGAUGCAAAGACGUGAAUCCAAUUCUGAAUGCAAUUGUAGAAUCUCGAUUCGACGCUGCAACUCUAGAAGCGAAAGAAGUGGACCAGUUUCUGUCCCGCACCACAAAAACAGAAGAGGAAUUGGCCCGUGACAUGCCGCUUCUCGGUGUUCCCGUAACCGUCAAAGAAAGCAUUGCGGUACAGGGGAUGUCAUAUGGGGUCGGAGUGAAGAAGAAAACGAAGGAAGAAGCUUCCGAGGACGCGCACAUAGUGAAAAAGGUACGCGACGCAGGCGCCAUUAUUCUACUCGUCAGCAACACACCCGAGUUAUGUUUGUUCUGGGAAACCGACAACAAAGUGACUGGUACCACUUGCAACCCUUACGAUACUAGGAGAAACAGUGGUGGUUCUUCCGGUGGUGAGGCUGCACUCUUGAGCUCUGCUGCAUCGCUAGUGGGUUUAGUGUCGGACGUCGCUGGCUCUUCAAGACUUCCGGCCAUGUUUUGUGGAAUUUUUGGACAUAAACCUUCGGCUGGUUUGGUGUCGACUCACGGUCACAAACCAGGAUCGACUGAUAAAAAUUGGCCAUAUUAUUUUACGCUUGGAACGAUGGCACGAUAUGCGGACGAUCUUCCGCUUAUGAUGAAAAUCAUAUCUCAGUCGGACCAUGUUCGACAACGUCUUGAUCAGAAGGUAUCACUGAAAGAUGUAAAGUUCUUCUAUCUAUACAACUGCUGCCCAAUAACUAAUUCUAUCAAUGGAGAAAUGAAAGAUGCGAUGCGUAGGGUGAUAAAGCAUAUUGAGGCAAUGUUUGGAGUGCAAGUGCAAAAGGCAGAAUUGAGUGACAUGAAAUUCGCCUUCGACGUAUCAUCUCAUCUUUUGCUGGACUUGAAUGUCGACAGUGUUGGGGACAUGUUUUCUGGCAAAAUCUUCGUGGAAUUUUUGAAAUUAAUAUUCCAUGUGUCGUUACGCUCACUUUCGUUUGUUUGUUAUGGAAUGGUGCGUUGGGUCAACACUAAACGUUCAACGGCGUAUCACAAUAAAGUGGUUGAGAAGAAAACGUCGUUGAAGAAACAAUUCGAGGAUCUGUUAGGUGACAAUGGAGUUUUAAUUUAUCCUACAUUCAUAGCGCCAGCUCACUACAAAUAUCAAGCCUAUUCUAAGGUCGCUAAUUUUACAUAUCUGAUGAUAUACAAUGUAUUGGGGCUACCAGUAACUCAAUGUCCAGUUGGACUCAAUAGCAAUGGCUUACCCAUAGGCGUUCAAAUCGUUGCAAAUACGGACAAUGAUCAUUUGACGAUCGCUGUAGCUCAAAGUAUCGAGAAAGCAUUUGGUGGCUGGCGACUGCCACCCACCAGCGAAAUAUCAGUUUGACCGUGUGACCGUUUCUUAAACACAUAACGGGAUCUCAAGCAACAUUCUCACGCCAUCAGACAAUAUUUCGGAUCGUUCGUACAUGUACACAUAUCGUAUCACGUACGCCCUGGCUAUCGAUUUAGAAUAAGCAAAAUGCAAGUUCGACAAACAACGAAGACAUGAAAAUCAUCAAUAUUGUUGUCAUACUUUCAAUUCUAAUUCGAUGAUCAGGAGUUUUCAUUUCCCGUAGCGAUAACUUUAAAUAAGUCUUUUCUAAUAAUACCAUGAGAUUUAAUUUAUUACGAAUCGCAAACAUUUGUUUUCGUAAUUUCAUUGCACUAUGUUCCGAACUUACUGUACCAGUGAUGCAACUGUCGAGACAUGUAGUGUGUAAUUAGAUAAGGUGAUUAGUGUAGGACGCGUACGUGGAGUUACAGAUCUAUGUGAAAUUGAUUUCUCCGCAGUAAGAAUCAUGACAUAAUCUCUGUCACGACAUAGCAAAAUCGAAAAACCGUCCAGAAGCUGAAAAUUCAGGGAUUUUGUAAUAAAGAAAAAUUUCUGGCUAUCUAAACUUUCAUGUUUGUAAGUAUAAAAAAAAUUUGGAAAUUUUCCUAUAAGCAUUGAACAAAUCCUUAAUUUUGCUAUAUCGCAUCUACGGCUAUACUUAUUUCGCCUUUGUACAGUUUUAUAAUCAUUCACACUAGAGAUAUAAGAAAAUUGACAAGUGAAAAAAUUAUCCACAAGAGAUAAUAGUGUACAUACUUCAUAAACACAUUACAGAAAAAUCUCGAUAAUUUCCUCCUACAUAUAUUCAUGAUAAGGAUAAAUAUUUUGCGCUAUCAACGAAACAUUUAAAACCGUGUUCUUAAUUUAUAUGAUCUUAUUUUUUGUUUGUUAUUUAUGUAAUAUAAUGGUAUUUUUUUAUAUAAACAAUAAAGUUAUCUGUUAAAACAAAAUGGAUUCUUGUAAAUUAUUUUCCCGCCAAAAUCCUCGCACUGCGCUGCAGAGAAAAAAUAUGAUUAGAUUGUAAUGGAUGCACAAUUCAAGACUGUUGCGAUUGUUUUCUCCUUUAUGAUUACUCAUUAUGGAUAUAGCAAUGCUGUUUGUAUGCAAAAC